AUGUUUCUUCCGGUUUUACUCUUUCUAGCCUACUAUUUUGUGUCCUUCACAACCGCUCAACAGGGCACGCCAAAAGUCAAUUAUUUGGGCGGCGAUCACUUCAGGCCAUGUCCAAACGAGCAUGAGGAGCGGGUCUGGUGCGCGCCGUUGCGGAAAUGUCGAGCCUGCGGAACUGUGCGGGCCGGUCCUGCUACACCGACCUGCUGGAACCUGUGCCGACACUACGAGUGCAUCUGCAAGAAGGGCUACAGCUACAACCCCAACGGGGAUUGUGUCAGGAAUUCGGACUGUGCCAAAUAUUUGGCUGACGAUAUUUUGCCAAAA
Molecule: messenger RNA, 324 nt
Organism: Mesorhabditis spiculigera
Lineage: Eukaryota; Metazoa; Nematoda; Chromadorea; Rhabditida; Rhabditidae
Source: the annotation of a GenBank genome assembly